Molecule: messenger RNA, 654 nt
Organism: Lactuca virosa
Lineage: Eukaryota; Viridiplantae; Streptophyta; Magnoliopsida; Asterales; Asteraceae
Source: the annotation of a GenBank genome assembly
AUGCUAGGGUUGGCAAAGAGGAUCGGAGCACGCUUCUUGCUAACAAGCACCAGUGAGGUAUACGGUGAUCCUCUUCAACAUCCUCAAGUCGAAACCUACUGGGGCAACGUCAAUCCUAUCGGUGUUCGAAGCUGCUACGAUGAAGGGAAACGUACUGCAGAAACGUUGACCAUGGACUACCAUAGAGGUGCAGGCGUCGAGGUACGGAUUGCGAGGAUAUUCAAUACAUAUGGUCCUCGGAUGUGCAUUGACGAUGGACGUGUCGUUAGUAACUUUGUUUCUCAGGCGCUAAGGAAAGAACCACUCACUGUUUACGGAGAUGGCAAGCAAACAAGAAGUUUCCAAUAUGUUUCCGAUUUGGUGGUCCAGGAGACAAUAGACUCGGAAGCGAAAAUAGAGUUCAGGCCAAACACGGAAGAUGAUCCACACAAAAGAAAGCCAGAUAUUACUAAAGCUAAAGAGCUUUUGGGAUGGAAGCCUAAGGUCUCUCUUCGCAAGGGUCUCCCUAUGAUGGUUUCUGACUUCAGGCAACGCAUUUUUGGUGAUCAAAAGCUGAAGGAACCUGCAACCACCACCACCACCACAGCAUAGCCAAGCCAGCCGGGCUGGGUUUUUGUAUAACUGUUUAUUCCUAAUAUUGUAUACUAGUUUUAU